Messenger RNA from Aspergillus candidus, 3532 nucleotides. RefSeq names its product putative ubiquitination network signaling protein. Lineage: Eukaryota; Fungi; Ascomycota; Eurotiomycetes; Eurotiales; Aspergillaceae. The transcript has 2 exons. The record is from RefSeq and is a predicted model, not a curated record. Bases 418 to 3417 code for a protein of 999 amino acids.
CUCUCUCUCUCUUUCUUUUCUCUCUUUUGCUUCAACCCAUUCGCCCUUCUCAUAGUGGCCCUUUUUCACUUCUUCUUCUCUCUCUCUUUUUUUCUUUCCUUUCACGCCACUCCCUCUUUCUUCUCCGCUAUCCAUCCAUUCGUAUAUUUCCUUUUCCUCCAGUCUUGUCGUUCCUUUUCCCGCCCUCGUCUCUCCCCUCUCUUUCUCUUCGUUUCUUAUUCCCACUUCCAACCCUCUCCCUUCGACACUCCCCCCACCAAUUUUAACCCUCCUCGUUCGCCCUCUCUCGACUCUUUUUCUUCGCUAUCUUCGCCCGAUUCUCCCACACUGUUUCGCCUUUAUCCAUCGCCUGGUCCAAGUCCUUGGCUGUCACCCGCCAAGCUGACUCGGACCCGGGUGUAAAGGCUCCCCUUGCCCAUGCCACGACCAUCGGCUACGGCUAGGAAGAAUCAGAGCAAUCGCCAGGAGAAUGGUCCCUUCGGUCCCGGCAAAAAAGUGAACAAGCAGAAAUCCAACGGUACCUUGAAUGGCCACGCCAGCGCCGGCUCGACUCCGAAUUCCGGCCCCUCCGCCGCCCAAGCCGCCUGGCCCGCCUCUCGCUCGAACAGCGACACCGCGGUCUCCUCCACAAUAGCGACGGCCUCUCGGGUGAACAGCUCGACGGAUAACGCCAAGGCCGACGGACACGGUGCACGCGGGUUUCUGAAUGGAUAUGCCAAAGGGAAUUCGGACAUGUCGUAUGGUCAGGCCAACGGGGCCGUGCCGCAGAAUGGUGGCGUGGCCGCCUCGGCGUCGCGUCGGACGGACAAGGCCGCCGCCGCUUCCAAGAGGUCGUCGGGCUCCAUCAACCCUCUCCAGCUCGCCUCUACCAUCCUCAAGUCCUGCCCCAUGUACGACACCAUCGCGAUCCUGAUCUUUCUGCUGCAACUGCCUCCCAUGGUCCUCACCCUGGUCCAGUUCCUCUUCGCUUCCCUGACCUUCAUGCCUCCGAGCGGUGCCUCCGCCGGCUCCCUGUCCUCCAACUUCGACAUUUUCCAGGGUCCCGCCGGCACCCCGUCCCUCGGCACCAUGAUCGCCAUGGACGGUUUCUGUCUGCUCUUCUGGGGUCUCUUCAUGUGGACGUGGGCGCAGAACUUCGCCCUCGACCUCGCCCACGUCCAGGUGGCCAUCACCCUGGGCGGCGGCGGGUCGGGCAAGAACGGAGGCGUCAACACACUCUGCGUCGGGAUCGUGCUGGUCUUGCAUCUGAUCCGGAGCAAAGGGAUACAGGAUUUCAUCAUGGGUCAUCUGCUGUCAGCCAAGAUCGUUAGUCCGGACCUCCUGUCGCAAUACUCUCACCUCUUCCCGGCCGAAUUUCGACGGUCCGACUCGCAAUCCUCGCCAAGUUGGAUCCGGAGUCUCCUAGCGGUCCACAUCCUCGCCCAGGCGGGUACCGCCAUGGCGAGGCGCUCCAUGGCCAAGAAUCGCGCCCCGGCCCCCGCACGCGUCGGCAAGCGGGUCGACACCGAAGCCUCCGCCGGCUCGCAGACCCAGAUCGAUUCCGCCUUCGAGUCCGGCGCCAGCGUCUCCUCCUACAUCGGCGCGGAUGGACAAUUGGUCACCCCGGUAACGCAUAAGGACGGUCGCGAUCGGUUGCUCUCGGCCAAGAAACGCCGUCGGCAGGCCAACCAGGUCCGGAGUCGCCAGCCGUUUUGGGCGGCCCUGGCGAGUACGAAAGUGACGGUGAUGAGGGAAUACGAGCACUCGCGGGCGCUGUCCAAGACCAGUCGCGGGCUCCAGAUGACCGAGGAGGACCUGCAGGGGGUUUCGUUGGAUGACGGGCUGGUGUGGAUCACAGAGGUGGAUAGUUCGACAAUUAAAUUCGCCGCGGGCGACUUUGCCUCCCCCGACGACCCCCCGGUCUCCGGCGCCUGCGAAGCUGGGCGAUUGGGAUCGGAUGACGCGGAGCCGUUCUACGUCUGCGUCAACGGGGCGCUGUGGGCGACCGCGACAAUCAGCAAGGUACCCGACGCGGCCAAGGGGGCGAGCGCCGUGCAUUGGCGGGGCGAGGUCUCUGGCCUCGCUCCGAACUGCGCCUACACGUGCGCCUUCCUCCGUAGCGAUACCGACGAAGAGAUCUGCGUCAUGAGCGUCAAGACCCCCGCCGCCGACGACGCCGCAGAACAAGCCGUGUCCUUGGCCGCCACCCCGCCUCCGCCGUCCUAUCGCCCGUCGUCGCCGACCACCACGCUGAAGAACUCCAUCGCCAACGCGGAAGGCAAGCUGAACGAGAAACGCUCCCGGUUACGGAAGAUCAAGAACGACCACAAACUAGCCGUCUCCAAGCUGCGCAAGGAGCUCGACAACUACAACCACCGACUCCAAAGCGGGACGGAUGAGAAUCGGCAGAAGCAGCGGUCGCUCCAGCUCGAACGGAACAUCCGGCAGACCGAGGAGGCGACCGCGGCCCUGGGCGCCCAGCUGGACACCAUGGUGAACGUUCCCGAGGAGGAGAUCGAGGAGUGGCGGGCGCAGAAGGCUCAGUACGAACGGGACCUGGAGAUUCUCACCACCGCCAAGGAGGAGCUGAGCGCCGCGCGGACCGCGGUGGCCCGCGAAGUGUCGUCCCUUGAGUCCGAUCUGACCUCGACGGUCCAGCGCCGGGAGCGUCUGCAGGGCCGGCGCACCCGCGUCCACGAGCAGUACGAGCGCAUCGUCUCGGCCAACGCGCAGGGCCUCAACGAGCGGGAGCGCCGCGCGGCGGAGCAGUUCGCCCGGGAGCAGGACCAGGCCAAGCUAGAGAUCAAUUUCAACGAACAAUUCGCCAGCAUCGGCCAGUCCAUCCACGAGUACCAGCUGCGGACCAACCAGCUCUGGCAGCAGUCCACCGCCCUGGAGCAGAGCAUCCAGCAGCAGCAGCAGCAGAUGCUCCUCGACGCCGCGCCGCUCACCCCGGAAGGCACCCUGCCAGGCACCCACCACCUGGACUUGUCCGGGAUUACGCUGGGCGGGUUGACAUCCACCGCCCCCGGCAGCCGAUCGCUCCUGAGCGGCCUCAGCUUCCCGCCGAUGAAAUCGAGUCCACUGCAGCACUCCGCCUCGCCCGCGGGCGUCUCGUCGCACCCGACCUCCCCGCUCGCCCACGCGCCGUCGCCCUUUGAAUCGGACUUUGUGCCCCGCGACCGGUCCUUCUCCAACCGCUCGGGACGGAGCAGUCUCUACGGAUCCGACUUUGUGGACAUCAACCGCCGCGCCGGUCCUUUCGCUCCAGACCCGUCCGACUCCCUCAUCGAGAAGCAUCCCCCUAUCGACCCGAUCGGCAUGCGCUCAGUCGCCAGCCCGUUCCACCGGGCGGGCAGUCGCGGUAGCGGGAGCGGGAGCGGCGGAACUGGCAGCGGCAGCGGCAGUCCCAGCUCUGCAGCGGGCAGAAGCCAUUAGGUUGUCUUCUUGACUUUCGCUGGUUGGGUCGGACCCGAAGAUGCGGGCUCCCCUUGGGUCAUUGCAAGUUGGCUGUCAGGUUCUAUCGAUCGGCUUAUCCCGGGGUGGGCUUUCC